This is a messenger RNA of Cyphellophora attinorum, 1206 nucleotides long. RefSeq lists its product as uncharacterized. The transcript has a single exon. The record is from RefSeq and is a predicted model, not a curated record. NCBI's taxonomy places the organism in Eukaryota, Fungi, Ascomycota, Eurotiomycetes, Chaetothyriales, Cyphellophoraceae. The coding region runs from base 1 to 1206 and encodes 401 amino acids.
AUGUCACCACCCACCUUCCUGAUCCUCGAAGUCCGCGCCGCGUUCCGCUGCUCCGCGCGCCAACAUGCUGCCACACGCUUACGCCCCUACAGCACAACAACAUCCUUGCUAGCACGACUUCCUCCGCACAAGAGCACCUCGAAACCAAGCCCAAGAACCAAGCUCAGCACGCCGGCACAGCUCGUUUCACCAGCCAAGCAGCCACACCGCGACGAUGCCUUCUCGAGCGGCUCCUCCGAGGGCACAAGCACCUCCACGGACCUCAUGCCCGCCGAUCCACGCCGCACAUCUCUCGAUACUGGGUCCGCGGUGACCAUCCCAACCAAAGUGCUCCCGAAAGCGGAGAUCGCUCCCGGCGUGAAGCUCUCGCCUAUGCAGCGCCUGCACAUUGAGCACUUGACACGACACCCUCCGCAGCCCAAAGCAGAACGAGUAUUCAAAAACCACCUGCUCAUCUACAACUUGCCGCGAGCGACGGUCGGGUUCAUGAUCUUCAGCCGCGUUGUGUCCAUAGGCGUUUUUCUGUUCUUCACUGCGGUCUGGAUACCCGCGUACUAUCUCGAUAUCACGUCGGAGACUUCUACGAGUCAGGUGCCGCUGUAUACGCUGCCGCUGAUAUGGGUCAUCUCUGCCGUACCGGUCUUUAUGUUGAACCACCUGACUAGAAGCAUUGUGACGGAGAUCUUCCUGAAUUUGAGUGAGAAGGCUCGAAGGAGCCCCACGGCCGCCAUGACAUACGCUCGUAAUCUGCCCAAGGACGCGAGUCUGCAGCUGCGCUUUCUGCGCUGGACGGGCAUUCCAGGCUCUAUGGAAGUCAAGUUGGCGGAGAUUCGGCCCGCUGGUGCUGCCGCUGCAGCACCAGCUACCUCUGGGUCCGUAUUGGGGGCCAGCAGGCCAAGCGCAACCAGUGCCACACGCACACUCACAUCAAAAUUGCCCAAUCCCACGGCUUCAUCCACUGGCCGCACCAACUGGAUCACAAACCUUCGUAACGCCUUCAGCAGACCCGUCAACUUCACCAUCCCCAUGACGCCGCGUCUAAAGUCAGAAUCCUCAAUCUGGAAGCCCUCCCUGACAGAGUUCUUCGUGCGGCCCAAGACAGCGGCUGGGAGAGCCGCAAGAGACACUAUCCCGGGUUUGUGGGAAGUGGUGUAUAAGCGGCUGACGGGCAUUGAGGUCAGUGCGGUGGGGAGAUGGCGAAGCUGA